UACGUGUGGUGUGGGAGAAUCACGCGAAGCAGCGCUGACUUCCAGUCUGCCAGCUGUACAAAGGCAUCAAACAUGGGAAGCAACAACAGCACGCGCCGCGUCUCCUUCGAGGCCGAUGAGAACGACAACGUGACGGUCGUGAAGGGCAUUAGGCUCUCAGAGAAUGUGAUCAAUCGCAUGAGAGAGACCUCAUCUCCGACAUUUCGGCCACCACCAUCGGGAGCGCCCAUACCUCCGGCCCCUGUUCAGCCUUUAGCCCCCUUUUUGCCACCACCUGCUCCUUUCGAACCCACUGUGCCCAUUCAGACACCACAAUCCUCCAGGGAAUCAGGGGCUCCUCCUCUAGCUGCUGAUGACCCUGAACUGCGGAAGAAGGUCACAGAGGAGCUGCAGAGAGGGUUGGAGCAGGAGAGGCGUAAAGCUGAGCUAGAGCUGCAGAGGAGGUUGGAGGAGGAGAGGACCAAGGCUCAGGCUCAAGUCCAACAAGAGGUGCAAAGGAUGUUGGAAGCAGAGCGGGUGGCAGCUCAGGAGAGCAUCAGACAGGCUCUGCUGAAGGAGAGGGUGACUGCUGAGGAUGAUCGGCUUAGAGCCCAGUUCUACGCUCAGCAGCUGGAGGAGAGGGAACAAGAGCUGAGGAAGCAAGAUGCCUUCUAUAAAGAGCAGCUGGCCAAGCUGGAAGAGAGGAGUACAGAGUCCCACAAGGUCAACAUGGAGAACUACCACAGGGCAGCAGACGAGGUCAGCUCCAGGUUCAAACGGUAUGAGAUUACCCCCAUCUGUGCUGACCUGCAGGGAGAGAUCCUCCAGUGCUAUAAAGAGAACACUGGGCAGACCCUCACCUGUUCCCGCAUUGCCUCUCAGUACCUGCAGUGUGUGAACAACGCCAAACAGAAGAAGCUGAGGACUGGAGGCUAGCACUCAUCUCAUGACCACUGGUGUGCGACUACUCAGAAGAAAAUCACCAUCAGAGACUCCAAGCACACAGCAGAUUUAGGACAUCAGUCCAGAAACGCAUUGAUUCAGUCACUCAGACCUGAAACCCCGUAUAGACCUUGUCUCUUGCUACUGAAACACCUCCCAUUACAUUCCACACUCCCCCCUAUAAUGGGAAGAGCCCUACCAAACCAACAGUAAUGUUGUGAUGUAGUGGGAAGACUAUCUCCGGUUACAAACUACAGAAGUACCCAGUACGGGGUAGAUGAAGAAAGGACCUACUUGUGUUAGUCUCUUCCAUCUUCACACUAGAACCGGGACUUGGUUUUUACUCACUUACCAAGCAGCCAUAAUAUAGAGCCACUCUACUCACUGCCCCACCCCCCCCAAUGUCACCUGUGCAUCCUGUCUUGCUAUGUCUGAGAGCUGCUGUUUUGCUCUGAACAAAUAAAAUCUUUCAAUGGGGUGCAGAUAAGUGAACAGCACUCAACCAGUGUGCAACCAACUCUAUGAGCACUGGUCACUUCGUUAGGUACAUCUAGCUACUAUGGGGUUGCAGCAUGGACUGGGCAGCAAGCUGCUUGAUACGUUCCAGGGGUUUCUUGGUCUACAAGUUUCAUAGCUCUACACACUUGCUCCAGAUUUUUGGUGGCACAGUCAUUUUCUUCCCAUGUUCCAUGUGGAUAAAGCUGUACCUAAUAAAGUGGCCAGUGAGUGAGUGCAAUAAAACUAGGGUUGAGUACCCCUGACACCAAAUGAUAUCCAUGAGAGUUCAGAAAAAUUUUUUUUUUUGGGGAUGUCAGUUUGUUUUUGUACAGCACUUUUUUUUCUUUUUUACACAUUCUCUCAGGGCACUUAUCCAUACCAUCAUUUUCUGCUAACAUUUUAAGAAAAGUGCGGGAGCGGUAGUAAAACUAACAAAACAGAUGAGGUAUAUGGGAAUCUUUCAGAUGUAGCAGAAUGAUAAAUGGCAGAUAUUUUUUUUUUUUUUUUUUAGAAAAGCUAGUGUACCCUCAGCACAUAAUACACAGCAAACAUACUAGUUCUCAGAGAAAUGGAAGAUUUAACACAUCUUUCUGCUCUAUGUGGUGUAUAGUUUCAUAAGUUUCUAAGGGGAAAAAAUUGAAAGAACAUAGAUGAAAGAGCAGACAUACUCCGUAUGAUUGAACAGACCUACAGAAACUGGCCUUUUCCCUUUUUUUGUUUUUCUGUAUGACUCAGCAAGUUUCUUUUUUUAAAUAUCUUUGACCAAAACAUCUAAAAUCUAGAAAUGAACUUAAAGGCAGAGCUGAUAUGUAAACGGUCAUGUUAUUUUUUUUUUACUCACUUUAUGUUAAACCCAAUAGAGACGCUGAAGUUCAGCAGUCAAAAUAUUCUGGUAGAAGUACUUCAAAAUAGUUUCUCGGAAGAACUCAUCAAAAACUUCUUCAGUAAGGCUAUGAGGUGGAAAAAAAGCACUAUCGGGUCAAAAAUCAGGUUACUUUUAUUGAUCAAAUUAUGCCUUCUAAAGAUAUUAUCAACCACUAGCAACUUUUGACAGCUUAGUGAUCAUUACUGUAUCUCUCACUUUUAAGGAGAGUUUGUUUACUUUAAAAAAAUAUUUCUAAUUUGACUGCUUUGGUCUUCCUUGUCAAUAUGUAUAUUAAACAGAUUUAUCAAUACUUAAAUUUAACUCAGCUUGUUUCUCUAAGGUGUGCUAUAUUUGGUGUGUUCUAAAUGCUAAAUUUUAAGAAGUCGGGAGGGAAUCAGGGUAAGGACCAUGCUCAAAGGUGCAGGUGGGAUCUGAACCUGGCUCCUUCACAUCCAAAAGCAGUGGUAACCACUACCUGCUGCCCUGUUGGCUGGACCAAAAUAUUUGAAAUGUACAAAUUCUAAAAUUAAAAUUCUACAUCCAGUCCAGGGUUAUAGUUAGCAGCUCAAUGCAGCCUCAGCAAAGCUACUCUUCAAGACUGUAACACCAGA
Scleropages formosus (Asian bonytongue) is the source of this 2895-nucleotide messenger RNA. It is a transcript of the gene chchd3a, whose product is annotated as coiled-coil-helix-coiled-coil-helix domain containing 3a. Gene Ontology annotation, cellular component: mitochondrion; MICOS complex. NCBI's taxonomy places the organism in Eukaryota, Metazoa, Chordata, Actinopteri, Osteoglossiformes, Osteoglossidae. Gene Ontology annotation, biological process: inner mitochondrial membrane organization. The transcript has 9 exons. Bases 73 to 915 code for a protein of 280 amino acids. The record is from RefSeq and is a predicted model, not a curated record.